Entrophospora candida is the source of this 639-nucleotide messenger RNA. Lineage: Eukaryota; Fungi; Glomeromycota; Glomeromycetes; Entrophosporales; Entrophosporaceae. The record is from the annotation of a GenBank genome assembly.
AUGCUACAAAAAUGCAAUGGAGGAAUUCACUAUGAUGAUUUUAAAGAUAUUAUUGCUAAUCCAACAUAUGGUGGUUUCGCCAAUAUAAUAAAAAUAGAUGUUAAAGGAAUAACAGACAUUAAAAGUGAUGAUUAUUUAGAAUCUAUCCGAUUUGUCUAUAAUGUAGUGACAAAAAAUGGAAUGUCAUAUGAAUAUCAGGGUACUAAGCGGGGACAAGGUUUAUUCGGUCUUGAUCAAAUGCCAUUUGAUUUUGCUGGCAAUGGGGGGUUGACAGAGAUAAGAGGCAAACUUGAAAUUCUUACCGGUGGAGCUACAAUCAUAAAAUACUUGAUGUUCAAAACACCAAAACAAACACUUGGUUACGGUAAAGAUGACCCGGCAAAGCAAGAAUUUGUUUUGCCUUCAGGUGUUAUCUUUGGUAAUACUGGUUCUAAUGUUGAUUCUAUUGGAGUAUAUGAGAUUGCAGAAGAAGAACAACUAGUCAAGACUGUAACAUCAACAAUUAUUGAAACAAUAACAGGAUCUACCUCAACAGUUCCUUCUGUAAUAACAGUAACUCCCUAUGCUGCAACGGAAACGAUAUUUGUUGAUAAUCCUCAGACAGUUAUUGGUCUCAGUAUUCCCUUAGCAGCAUUAAGU